UCAAUUCUUCCAGCAGCACGAGUCGUGAAUCGCCCACAGUAACCAUGGCCCAUCUAGCUCAAGGCAAACUAAACGGCCAUCUUACCAGUCUACCAGAAGAGUUAAUUUUAAAGAUCCUUGCCUACAUCUUCGAGUCAUCCGAUGAAUCAUGGGACCCUAUAACCUCGCAGCCCGACUUCCCCAGCUUACUGCUGACCUCGAAGCAACUAUCCCGCUUGACGGACACUUUCCGCUAUCGACAUAUCAAACUUCUUCCGCACAGUCUCACGAGCCUCAAAGAGUCAGUGGUAUUCCUCAGGGACUCGGCGCUGGCUGCUAGUGUGAGGAGUGUGGAUAUUGUCCAUGAGGAGCGGAACUCAACGCAGGAGAAGAGUCUGCUGAGUCUAGUGAAACUGUCUCUGUCGUCAAAGGAUCAGAAGCUGGUGAAAUCUGCUGUAGAGGAUAUUGGGAUGUUGCGCGUUCUUUCGGCCCAUGCUUGGGUUACGGCAAUCUUGUUUCGACUUCCACGACUUACGGCACUGAGACUACCACCAUCCACAAUGGAGACAGGACUGCUUACGACUUAUCCGCCAUUUAAAGCCUUCCAAGAACACCCCAAUCGCCUUCCACGCCUUCGAAAGCUUUCACUCGCAACUGAUCGAGGUGUUUCAAGCGAGUCCCUUAUCUCAAUCCUGCAAGCCACUUCACUCCGCACCCUCGAGAUUGAAGGAUGGAAGCUUGACAACUUGGAGUUAUCGGAACUGUCGUCACCGAUCGAACAUUUAAUUCUUUUACCUCACUGGCAUAAUCAUCUCCUUCCAUAUGUGGCUGAGCAAAAGAAUAUCAUCACGUCAUUCAAGGCCCUUCGAUCGAUCACCAUCAAAAUACGGUCGUUUCCCGGGAAGUACUUUAUAGACUUCCUCUUGCACUACCUUCAAGCGCAGAAGCACUCUCUAGAACACUUCCACCUCUCGGGUUCCUCUCCCAACGAAACAAUAGACCACGAAGUGACUCUGGUAAACUUCCACGAGUUCUCAAAAUUGCGCACAAUUGUCACCCCGACCGUUCUUAUCUUUCGACAUAUUGGUGGGAGCGACCCUCCAAGUCUAGCUAAAAGUCUGCCUCGAUCCUUGGAGUGUUUGACAAUCAAUGGGUACGAGCCGGUCCCGGCACGUAUUAUUGAGCUGGCGUCUGGCGACUUUCCGAAUAUGAAAAGCGUCACAGUUCGAGAUCGUGGGAAUUUUCCUGAUGAUGUUUAUGAGGCGUUUCGGGUGGCGAAUAUUGAGUUUACGGAUCGUGGUAUGCUUGAAGGGCACCUUACUGCCGCGUGGGGUGCCUUAUCAUAAAUCUGUGUACACUUUCCUGACACUGCUUCAGUACACCCAUGCAAACCUGAAGCUAUAGGCUGCCUGUCCAGUCUGCGUACGUCUCUCUGGCGCUGUCUGAGAUGGCCUGACGUGUUUGCUAACUGUUCAAUAUGAUUGGCUUCGGGUUUUCAAGAACGUGCUGAAGCAUUGCGUGCAGUAGUGAUCAAGUGUAUUAUACCUAGCACCUGCUCCGUUGGCGUUCUAUAUGUUCGGAGCCGGAUGAAGGGAAAUAGUCGCUAUUAAGCUUUGAAAUUUCAGCACGACAUCGUAGACUAUGAUCAAAAGACACAUCACUUCGGCUGCACAAUGGUAACAUCGUAACCUAUUCUCAUCAUCCACAAAGCUCUAUAAAAUUUUCGUCAC
This is a messenger RNA of Mytilinidion resinicola, 1709 nucleotides long. RefSeq lists its product as uncharacterized. The coding region runs from base 45 to 1325 and encodes 426 amino acids. The record is from RefSeq and is a predicted model, not a curated record. NCBI's taxonomy places the organism in Eukaryota, Fungi, Ascomycota, Dothideomycetes, Mytilinidiales, Mytilinidiaceae. The transcript has a single exon.